Sungouiella intermedia is the source of this 3531-nucleotide messenger RNA. The record is from the annotation of a GenBank genome assembly. Lineage: Eukaryota; Fungi; Ascomycota; Pichiomycetes; Serinales; Metschnikowiaceae.
AUGGGUCUCUUCACCAAAUUGAGGCCUGACGACCGUCGCAAGCUGCUUCCGAUGGUGCCCCAGCCAUACAUGGGCCACUCCAAAACCAACAUCUCAGUAUCUUCGGCUGCUGACGGCUCUGAGUUUCUGCUGGUGGCCUCGGCCUCUUCCCAUUCGCUGGCUGAUACUCACAAACGCCACUCAGAAAUUCCUAAGGGUAUGGCCCAAACUCGUAUGACUCAAAACCAUGACACGAAGGAAGCUAACAGAAGACUGGUGCAUGGCUAUGCUUCAGCUAACGUGGCAGCAUCUAGCCACAAUCUAUACCAGCAGCAGCAGCACUACCAGCAACACUACCAGCAGCAGUAUCUACAAAACUAUGAGAAGCAAUACCAGCAUCUGAACAAGCAACUGUUCUUUAAUGGCCACAGCCGGAGUCUGAGUGAAUUGCAAACUCAAUACAACCAGAACCAUCAGGGCCGUGCUCCGGUUCUUCCACAGGUUCCACUACAGAGCCAGAUGCAAGGUCAAAAUGGAUAUCAAUAUCGAAGUCAAAACCAGGUUCAAAACCAAAAUUAUCAAGGCUAUGACCAGUCCUACAUGUCUCAACAACCAUACCUGUUUCCCACGCAAGGGACUCAAGCGUCCUUACGUAGCCAGAGCAUCCAAAGACAGAGCCAGCUCUAUCAGCCGGGCCCAAUUGGCCCUGCCUCGGCAGACACAAGUGCAGAGUUUUCUGAAGAAGAAUACACCUCCGAGUCGGGAUCAGAGGAAGAGUCAGAAUCGGAGUCCGAGCCUGAACCAUCGCGGAAACAUCCAUAUUACGAACAGUGGAAACAGUACUACGCAGCCAUGGCAUCUUAUCAGGCAAUAAACCAGCAAAGAGCCAAUCCAAAUUACCGUCACUCAAUGUAUACGGGAAAUCUAGCGUCAAACACCCACUCCAUUGGCAGCAACCAUCAGAGUUCAGAUUAUCUUGCCUACUGCAACCAAAUUAGCCAAAGUGCUGCCGAAAAUAAGUUUGUCCAGCAUUCAAGACGCAACACAUUAAAGCUGAAUAGAUCCUCGUCAGUUCCGCUGUUGGUAAUCCCAAAGCAGUCCCAAGUUUCGGGUGGAAGAGCUGUCUCCGUCAAUGUCACUAUUCCUGAUGCCGAUCAAAUUCCACACAGUUCUAGUAUGACCAGCAUGAGAAAUGUCAUUGGGUCCAGACGAGCAUCUGCUAUUGCAGUUAAUACUUACACGAGACUGGCUUCUGAAGUCAGAAUUCCCAGAACAUCUUCAGGACUUAUACUGUCUGGCGAAGCAAAUGCUGUUUCUGAUCGCUAUGACUACCAAGAUGUGCAUCUCACAGAGACACCCUCGGAACCACGCUCUCGUACUUCAUCUCAGACAAUCACAAUGCCUAAAACCAGAAAACCUCUCUCAAGACAAGCGUCGAUCGCACGGAAGUUUUCGCAAGUUAGGAAAGCAUCAUCCCACCUGAUGACGGAGAGAAUGCUGAGGAUCAGGUUGAACGAAGAGGGUGAAGAGGAGAUCUCCGACUAUGAAGCGUUCCUCUUUGAAGACUCUGAAGCAGACGGCACCAAUGGUGACAUUCUGGAAUCUGAUGGUUCCCCAGGGGUGACGAGCUCUCAAGACAAUACUGAAGCACAAAUUGUUCCGGGAUCAAAUGUUCCUGAGCCACCAGUUCUCGAUUCACUAUUGAUCACAGAAAAUUCAACGGCUGUUUCUUUAGAGAAGAAAAAUCCAACACCUGUUGUCGAGCCCGCAAGAGCUACAUCGAGCCCCAAGCAAGAUAUUCGUGAUAUGAUUAUUCAAGAGGGUCCACCACCCCAGGGGUACAGCACCGAGGCUUCUAAUGGAUUGAACAGACAAGACUCCAGCGCUUCCACAUCAUCGUACAAUUCACUCCAAAGCGAGAACAAUUUUACAGUUGGAAGAAUUCCUAACCGUUUGGUAACACCUUCGACUUCGACUAGCUCCAAACGAAGACGUCCAAAGGAUACUCAAUCAUUUGUUCCUCCAAUGCAGGGUCCACCUCCUCCAAUCUUCUCGAGUGCUCCUACUCUGCCUGGUCAUGAGGGACGUCAUUCUCCAAUGCCGACUGGAAGAGACAGCAGAAGAAACACUCUCGGCAACCUAGGCAUAAACGAAUCUUUCCAUAUUCAACAAAUGCAACAGCAGAUCCAGCAACUUCAGCAGAUGCAGCAAAUGAUGCCGAUGUAUGGAAACAAUACAUCUGGUGUAUUCAGGAGUCUGCCACCACCUCCAGCUAAGUCAUCCGAUAGCACUAUUAACGACAAAAUAAAUGAGUUCGUUGACCUCAGAAAAAUCAUUGCAUCGGGAAAUAAGUCUGUCGAGUAUAGACUUAAGUGGAUGAAGAUGUUGGUUGUUGCAAUUCAGUAUAAGGUUUAUGCAUACAUCAACAUCAAGGGAGACUCCAUUGCACAGGACCAAAUUGCUGAAAACAAACGCUUCUUUAUGAAGUCUGCAGUUACUCAUCUUCAGAAGUUGGUGAAGGAGCUUGAGGGUCCUAAACUGCCAAGUACGUACACAGUUUUGGCCGAAGCAUGCUACAUCUAUGGAUGUCUUCUCAAGCAUGAGUAUGUUGAGAGAUUUGAGCAGGACUUUGGAAUCCCUAGAGAUGAUGAACAAGCCACUGUCUACUUGAAAAAAUGUUUGGAGCUAAACCCUGCAUUUUUCAAGGCACAUUAUCUGUUGGCAGAAAUUUACGAGCAGCAAGAAACUGAGGAAGCAUUUGAUAGAGCCUUGGAUCACUAUAAGGAGUCUGCUAGAUUGGGAUACUACCGUGGUAUCUAUCGUGUAGCGUUGAUUUUGUUGAUGGUUCCUAAAGUUAGGAAUUUGAAUUACCUUAAGUACUUCCGGAGCUUGUCGGAUAUUGAUAUGCAAUCCAAGGAUAUCCAGCUCAGCGGAUCGGACCGUGAUGAAUUAGAAGAGGUGGUUGGUUUGGCACUGUACCAACUAGGUCGCAUAUAUGAAGGCAUCUACCCUGGUGACUUGAAGGCAGAUGACGAAUUUGUUCGUGGGUCAUUGGAACUUGCGCCUGUGAAUUAUGCGAAGAGUUUGUCGUAUUACAACCGGGCAGCCAAGCAUCAUUGUCUUCUCGCACAAGUGAAGUUGGGCCAUAUCUACGAGAGUGGAGAUUUGAACAGACAAAAGAAUGCUGCAAAGUCCAUCCAGUGGUACAUCAAGGCUGCGACAUCUCCACUCAAGUUUAAACGUCACCCAGAGGCCAUGUUAGGUAUCAGCCGCUGGUUUUUUAAAGGAUCCAACGGAGAGAGCAAGCAUAUUCCGGUCGCUGAUCCACAGAGGGCCGUUGAGUGGUGUGAGCGAGCAUUCAAGGAAUUCCAGUCUCCGGAAGCAUGUCAUAUGUUAGGAAUUUACGGGCAACAAGGAUUUGGGUUAGGAAAUGCCGAGGAGUGGUUUGCUGAGGCUGAAAGGUUGGGGUACCAACCCAGCCUCCAAGGAGAUGAGACCAUUGGUAAUGGAAAUGAAGAUUCAACGGCAGAAACAAAUGUUGUCCAGAGUUGA